UGGCUGGACCAGCGCACCUUGAACUCGUCCGAGCGGAUCCUCCCGUUGUAUUGAUUUCUUUCAGAUCAAUAACUACUUGAUUUGAAGAUGUCUAACUUCCCGCAGUUACUCCGCCGCGCGCGCGCCGCCGUCGGGACGUUGUCGCGCGCCAGUUUGCGUUCAAAGUGCGUGUUUGUGCGCGUGAGCUCGACCAGUCGAGACGCGACCAGCUGCAGGUGCUACACACGGGCUUCCGGCCCGGAGCCGGUCCGGAUCGGCUGUGCCUCCGGGUUCUGGGGGGACACCGCGACCUCAGUGCCCCAGCUGGUCCACGGGGGGCAGCUGGACUUCCUGGUGUUCGACUACCUCAGUGAGAUCACCAUGUCCCUGCUCACCGCCGCCAGGACCAGGACGCCGAAUCUGGGUUACGCUCCGGACUUCGUCCACUUCGCUCUCGCUCCGUUUAUUAACGACAUCCACAGGAAAGGUAUCCGUGUGGUCAGUAACGCAGGAGGAGUCAACCCUCUGGGAUGUGCCGAGGCCAUACGGGAGGUCAUCAAGAAGGCUGGCCUGGACCUCAAGGUCGCCGUGGUGACCGGGGAUGACCUCAUGCCCCACAGGAGCAGCCUCUCUGAAGUAAAGAUGGUGGACGGCGUCAGCAGACAGCCGUUACCUGAAGCUCUCCACAGCAUGAACGCUUACAUCGGGGCUCUUCCUAUCUGCCGCUGUCUGGAUCUUGGGGCCGACAUCGUGGUCACGGGCCGCUGUGUGGACAGCGCCGUGUCGCUGGGCCCGCUGAUGCACCGCUUCGGGUGGGAGAGGACGGACUACGACCUGCUGGCAUCCGGGAGUCUGGCAGGUCACCUGAUCGAGUGUGGAGCUCAGAGUACAGGUGGAGUCUUCACAGAUUGGCACAAAGUACCCGACUGGGACAACGUGGGCUUCCCGGUGGUCGAGGUCUCCGCCGACGGCUCCUUCCUGCUCACCAAGCCGCCCGGAACCGGCGGCUUGGUGAGCGUCGGCACGGCGGCGGAGCAGCUGGUGUACGAGAUCUCCGACCCGCGGCGCUACCUGCUGCCCGACGUCACCUGUGACUUCAGCCAGGUGGUCAUCCAGGAAGUACCGGGUGUGGAUGGAGGAGCCGUCAGGCUGACGGGGGCUAAAGGUUCAGCUCCAUCGCACGACUACAAGGUGUGUGCCACCUACAUGGACGGCUUCAGGGUGACGGCGGUGUGUCCGGUCGGAGGUCCUCGUGCGGUGGAGAAAGCCAGAAGAACCGCAGACAGCAUCAUCAAGCGGACGAAGCGAAUGCUGAAGCAGUUGAAGCUGGAAGAUUUCAGCUCCGUCAACGUCCAGAUCCUCGGAGCUGAGGACACGUACGGUCCCAACGCUCGCAACACGCAGGGCUCCAGGGAGGCAGUGAUCUGGAUGGCCGCCCACCACAAACAGAAGAAAGCUCUGGAGGUGUUCUCCAGAGAAAUCGCUCCUGCAGGAACCGGCAUGGCUCCCGGACUGACCGGCAUCGUGGGCGGACGACCCCGAGUGUCUCCGGUCCUGAAGCCCUUCUUCUUCUUGCACCCCAAAUCUCAGCUGAAGGUGGACGUCUACGUCGGCGGAAAACUGGUGGAGACUCUCAAAGAGGUGGGGCCAGACACACCUGAGGAGGAAGCCCCUCCCACCUCAGCGCAGGACGAACCGGACGCAGGAGUUCUUCCCUCUGGACCUCACAGCUACCGGCUGGAGGAGCUGGCCUUCACCAGGAGCGGAGACAAGGGAGACUCGGCCAACAUCGGAGUGAUCGCUCGUCAUCCCCUCUUCUUCCCCUACCUGAAGAAGCACCUGACUUCUUCUGUGGUGGAGGCGUACUUCUCCCACCUCAUUGAGCCGGGCACCAGCAACGCCGUCACCCGAUACACUCUGCCGGGGGUCCACGGUCUCAACUUCGUCCUGCAGAGUUCACUGGGAGGGGGAGGGGUGGCGUCUCUACGCAGCGACCCCCAGGGAAAAGCUUACGGUCAGAUGCUGCUGGACGUGAAGCUGGAAGGACUCCCUGACCUCAAGUCACUGGUGGACUGAGGGGGGGAGAGAGGGGGGGAGAGAGAGAGAGAG
Molecule: messenger RNA, 2088 nt
Organism: Cyclopterus lumpus (lumpfish)
Lineage: Eukaryota; Metazoa; Chordata; Actinopteri; Perciformes; Cyclopteridae
Gene: lratb.1
Product: lecithin retinol acyltransferase b, tandem duplicate 1
Exons: 20
Coding region: 88-2055 (655 amino acids)
Source: RefSeq, a predicted model, not a curated record